AUGUGCUAUCUCGUCACAUUCACCUUCGUCCUUAAACCAACUGAUUUUACGUGCGGCCUGCAACGUUUUGGUGCUGGCUUUUGCUUUACUGUUGUCUAUGCAGCACUGCUCACAAAGACAAAUCGAAUAGCGAGGAUUUUUAAAGCUGGCAAGCAGACAGCAAAGAGGCCAUCAUUUAUCUCGCCGAGAUCACAACUUAUAAUUUGUAGUUUCCUGAUCUCCAUACAGGCUCUCAUAAAUGUGAUAUGGAUCCUUAUAGCACCGACUCAUGCAAAAUAUCACUAUCCAACGCGUGAGGAUAAUCAUCUUGUGUGCGAUUCACACGUCGAUGCCUCAUACAUGAUUGCCUUCUUCUUUCCAAUCCUACUUAUCGUCAUAUGCACGGUGUAUGCUGUAUUGACGAGGAAAAUUCCUGAAGCAUUUAACGAGUCAAAGCACAUAGGAUUUACAAUGUAUACGACAUGUGUCAUUUGGCUGGCAUUUGUGCCACUUUAUUUUGCAACAGCUAAUCAUGUGCCAUUAAGAAUUACAUCAAUGUCGGUGACGAUAAGUCUCUCGGCGAGCGUAACAAUGGCAUGUCUUUUUACGCCAAAGCUCUACAUAAUCCUCGUAAGGCCCGAACGUAAUGUCAGACAAAGUAUGAUGACAGCAAAUCGAGUUAAAGGAUUAAGUAAGCCACCGACAACGGGAUCAACAUCAAUGAUGUCCACAGUUAUGGUUACCGUUACAACAUGUAAUCAAAAGGAGAAAAUCCAACGACACAUGUCGAUUGUCGAUCCAAAAGCUGUUCAGUAUUCUGCUGAAAAUACAAGUCUGAAUAAUAACAAUAACAACAACAGUCUGAAUGCGAACCACACAAUAACGUACGCAAAUAAAUCAACCCAAACAGGUGACGAGACAUCACCAACCAGUGAAUCACGAAUCGCCGAGACUCAAACUGAGACAUUCACAACUCACAGUGACAGCAUUUGCUGUCUUAAUAGCAUCCCUUACGUAGACCAAAGCAUGACACCUCCAGUCGUUCAUAAAGCAAUUGAGAAUUGCACAAUUGAAUCUAAAAAUCCAUUCACAAUUGACAGUUCAAUAUGUCCAGCAACCCAAACAGCAAUGGCUAUUGCGGCAACAGUAAAUGGCACAUCAAAUGCAACGACACAGCUUGACAAUGGCGACUUAGUGCAUCAAAUUAGUGAAAAUAACUGUAACGAAAUCUUAUAG
This is a messenger RNA of Chironomus riparius, 1215 nucleotides long. The record is from the annotation of a GenBank genome assembly. Lineage: Eukaryota; Metazoa; Arthropoda; Insecta; Diptera; Chironomidae.